CGCCUGGGCCCCCCCCCCGGACGCCUGGGCCCCCCCGGACGCCUGGGCCCCGCGCGCCGGGAGGCGGCGCUCCCCGCCCGCCGCCCUCACACGCCGCAGCCGCCCGCGCCGGCCGGACCCGGCGGCGCCGACCCGGCUGCGGCCGCCGGCGCCGCCAUGGAGCACCGGAGCCGGUAGCACCGCGAGGGACACGCCUGCACACGCCUGCACACGCCUGCACACGCCUGUGGACCCAGGAGCACCGGGAGGAGGAAGACGGCGCGGGGCGGCCGCGCGGCGGCGCCCAUGCGAGCCGGGGGGCGCCCGGGGGGGAGCCCGGGGCACCGCCACCCCCACCGGCAGCGGCAGCGGCAGCAGCGGCAGCGGCAGCACCGGCGGCAGCAGCGGUGCUGGGGGGCGGCGGCGGCGGCGGUGGCGGCGACGCUGGCGGCGGCGGCGGCGGUGGCGGGCGGCUGCCCGGCCGUGUGCCGCUGCGCCGGCGGGCGGGUGUACUGCAACGACCGGGGGCUGACGGCGGUGCCCGAGGGGCUGCCGCCGGGCGCCACCACGCUCUUCCUGCAGAACAACCGCAUCGGCGACGCGGGCAUCCCGCCGCGGCUGGGCCGGCUGCCGGCGCUGCGGGUGCUCUACCUGUACGCCAACGCGCUGGAGCACCUGCCCGCCCACCUGCCGCCGGCGCUGCGCGAGCUGCACCUGCAGGACAACAACGUGCGGGCGCUGGGGCGGCGGGCGCUGGCGCGGGCCCCGCUGCUGGAGCGGCUGCACCUGGACGACAACUCGGUGUCGGCGGCCGGCAUCGAGGAGGACGCCUUCGCCGAGAGCCCCCGCCUGCGGCUGCUCUUCCUCUCGCGCAACCACCUGAGCAGCGUGCCGCCGGGGCUGCCGCCGGGGCUGGAGGAGCUGCGCCUGGACGACAACCGCAUCGCCACCAUCCCGCUGCGCGCCUUCGAGGGGCUGCCGGCCCUGCGGCGCCUGGUGCUCGACGGCAACCUCCUGGCCAACCGCCGCAUGGCCGACGACACCUUCGCCCGGCUGCACAACCUCAGCGAGCUGUCGCUGGGCCGCAACGCGCUGGCCGCGCCGCCGGCCAACCUGCCGCGGGCCCGGCUGCGGCGGCUCUCGCUGGCCGCCAACGCCAUCAGCCACGUGCCGCCGGGCGCCCUGGCCCGCAUGCGGGCGCUGGAGCGGCUCGACCUCUCCGACAACAACCUCACCACGCUGCCGCCCGGCGUCUUCGACGACCUGGGCAGCCUCAGCCAGCUGCUGCUGCGCAACAACCCCUGGUUCUGCGGCUGCGGCCUGGCCUGGCUGCCCGAGUGGCUGCGGCGGCGGGCGCCGCCCCGGCUCCAGGUGCGCGGGCUGCUGUGCCAGGCGCCCGAGCGGCUGCGGGGGCUGCCGGUGGGCGAGCUGCGGGCCGAGCUGCGCGCCUGUAGCACCCCGCCGCCGCCGCCGCCGCCCGUCCCCGCCGCCCCCGCGCUCUGGGUGGAGGCGGCGCCCGGGCCGGCGCUGCGGGUGCGAUGGCCCCCGGCGCCCGCCGGCGCGGCGUUGCGGCUGAGCUGGCUGCGGCCCGGCGCCGGGGCCGUCACCGAGACGCUGGUGCGGGGCGAGCGGGGCGAGUACGUGGUGACGGCGCUGCAGCCCCGCGCCGCUUACCGCGUCUGCCUGGCCGCCCUGGAGCCGCCCGGCGCCCCGCCGCGCUGCGCCCACGGCCGCACCGACGCCACCGACGCCGACACCGACACCGACACCACCGCCGCGCCGUCACCCGCCACCGCCGUCGUCCCACCCGCGGUGGCGGCGGCGGCGGCCGGGCUGGCGCUGGGGGUGGCGGCGGGGUGCUACAGGCGGCGGCGCGGCGGGCGGCGCGGCGGUGACAAAGCCGGUGGCGGUGUUGGCGGUGUUGGCGGCGGUGGCGUCACCCGGCCCGGGCUGCCGCUGCGGCCGCUGCGGGACGGCGGCGUCCGCACGGUGUUCCCCCCGGCGGCGGUGCCGGCGGUGGCGUCAGGCGGUUACGGCGGUGGCGGCGGUGUCGUGGGGGUGACGCGCGGGGACGGGGACGGCGGUGCCGCCCGGGGGUUCCCGGACGGGCGGGUGCCGCACGCUGACUACGGAGGGUCGUGAGGCGGCCGCCUGUGACCCCCCCCCCCCACCAUGGGGACGGGACCCCCAUGGUGACACCCGGACCGGGACGGGGACAGCGCUGGGACCCCCCGGAUGAGGCCGCCGUGGGGACAGGGACGGUGACGGGACCCCCCCCCGCUUGGGGACGGGACCCCCGUGGCGACACCUGGACCAGGACAAGGGACGGUGGUAGGAACCCCCGGACGAGGCCGCCGUGGGGACAGGGACGGUGACGGGACCCCCGUGGUGAGACCCCCCCUGGGGACCCGGAUGGUGAUGGGACCCCCCCGGAUGAGACCCCCCCUCCGUGGGGACACGGACGGCACCGGGACGCCCUCGAGGAGACCCCGACCCCCCGGACGAGACCCCGACCGUGGGGACACGGACGGUGAUGGGACCCCAGCGGUGACACCCCCCCGGGGACACGGACGGCGCCGGGACCCCCCGGACGAGACCCCUCGGGGACGGGGACGCUGCCAGGACACCCCGAUGGCACCUGGACACCCCCGCGACGACCCCCCCCCUCCCGGGGCAGAGGGGGCCCAGGCGUCCGGGUCCCCAGUGCCUGGAGGGGGCCCAGGCGUCCGGGUCCCCCCCCCCAGCCCCGGAGAGGGCCCAGGCGUCCGGGUCCCCAUCCCCAGAGGGGGGCCCAGGCGUCCGGGCGCUCUGCGGGGGGGGGGUCGCGGGGAGGGGCCCAGGCUUCCGGGCCCCCGGCGCGGAUUCGGGGUGGAUCUGCGAGUACCAAAGUGCCCCUCCCCCCCCCGAGGUGCCUUCACACCCCUCCCCCCCCCCGACGGGGCCGGCGGAACCGGGGGAAAAGGACAAAAAGCAGGAAAAAGACCCAAACCGACGCGCCCCCCCCCCCUU
Dromaius novaehollandiae (emu) is the source of this 2988-nucleotide messenger RNA. RefSeq names its product fibronectin leucine rich transmembrane protein 1 (gene FLRT1). Lineage: Eukaryota; Metazoa; Chordata; Aves; Casuariiformes; Dromaiidae. The record is from RefSeq and is a predicted model, not a curated record. The transcript has 3 exons. Gene Ontology annotation, molecular function: protein binding. The coding region runs from base 286 to 2121 and encodes 611 amino acids.